Penicillium oxalicum is the source of this 663-nucleotide messenger RNA. Its product is annotated as CSN8/PSMD8/EIF3K family protein. Bases 1 to 663 code for a protein of 220 amino acids. Lineage: Eukaryota; Fungi; Ascomycota; Eurotiomycetes; Eurotiales; Aspergillaceae. Gene Ontology annotation, biological process: COP9 signalosome assembly; protein deneddylation. The record is from RefSeq and is a predicted model, not a curated record. Gene Ontology annotation, cellular component: COP9 signalosome. The transcript has 3 exons.
AUGGAGCUUCCUCCUCUCACACUGAACCAGCUUUCGACUGUGGCUGCGUCCAACCUUCCACCGUCACAGCUUUAUGAAGUUUUGUCACGAUAUGAAAUCGAGGCGGCUCUGCUGGCUUCUGUCUCAACAAAUGCCGGGUCAGGAGGGGAACACAAUGAACUAUUGAGCGUGUUUUAUUCAAGCUUCUUCUUCGCUCACCUUCUCACGAAUCAGCUCUCCGAAGCUCGCGCCUUGACGCAAAGAGUGCCAGACGCCCUUCGAAACUCAGACACGUCAACUCAGAAUUGCCUGACGCUCCUUCGAGCCUUGUGGCAAACUCAACAUGGCCAAGUGUAUCAGAUUCUCCGAGAGAUCCCCUGGCCGCAAGCGAUACGACCACUAAUCCGGAGAUUUGACGGUUUCUUCCAAGACGAAACGUUAAUCGCGGUCAGUAAAUCCUACGAAGCUAUCAGACCUGAUGUCGCAGCAAGCUACCUUGGUCUGGAUCCACAAGCGCUAGAGAGUGGGGAGUCUUCGGUGAUUAGCAAGUUCACCAGCUGCGGUUGGAAAUGGGACUCGACAGCGAAGCUACUAUUCCCCUCCCCCAUCGUCGUGCAGACCGAGGCUCAACACUCGACCAACGCCUUCUUCGACACGAUGGCCUUGCUAGGCAAACGCGACUAG